Molecule: messenger RNA, 393 nt
Organism: Naegleria gruberi
Lineage: Eukaryota; Heterolobosea; Eutetramitea; Acrasida; Naegleriidae
Exons: 1
Coding region: 1-393 (130 amino acids)
Source: RefSeq, a predicted model, not a curated record
AUGUCUCUUCACCAACGACAACUACCAACUUCAAAUUACAAAAUCAAGGAAAGAUCUUUGUGGACCAGAUUGGAAGAGGAUUACUAUUUGUUAUUUAUCAUUUCUAGUGGCUUGACCUUGUGUAGAAUAGUUUCUGGAAUAAUUUCACUUUCGUUCACACUAGUACUUUCUUCCGAAUUGUCAAAUGAAUGCAUUAAGGGCAUGCUUACCAAUGGUCUCACCGCUUUUGAUUCAGUAUUACCUUUUACUUAUACACAAUUUGGAGUUAUUAGUCUUGUCUUUUUACUAAUUCCAAUUAAUCACCUAGUGCUCUAUUUUUGGUUGAAGAAGAAUUCCAGAGUAUAUAGAUAUAUUGUUGGAUUAUCCAGAAGAUUUGAAAGAGAUGAAGAUUAA